AUGUCGUCAGCAAUUGCGGAGAGACUUACCAAGGUUCUAAUCGCACAGUACUUGAGCAAAAAGAAUUACGAUGGUACGUUGCAGCAUUUUUUAAAAGAGGCGGGCCUAGGGAGAUCAGUUUUGGAGUUGGGACGUGAGGUUUUUGAAGAUAUCGAGACAAUUGUGAGCGAAAGGAUUGAGUUUAACGAACACCAAAUAACCGCCAGGCUGGCACAGACGUCCCUCAACGACUCCAUUGAUGCGGUGGGACAGAGGUUCUACCUUCCUUCUUGGGACCAUACUCUGCAACUCCAGGCCCUUCAGUUUUCGCUCAGACCCAGGGCCCUGGCGGUCGACCUGCAGCUGAGCGAAGACUCCCGUUUGACUAUCAGCACUGCAGACAAACAUGUGUAUUUCUAUAACGGCGACCAAGAUUUGCAACGCGAAAUGACUUUGAAAAGUGGUGUGGUGAGAAGAUGUGGGGCUCUUCCCAACAGAGCGGCUACGUUGUACUAUUACACCUGUGGGAUGGACGGUACUUUAACAAUCUACAAUGAUGCUUUUCAGGUCCGCUUACAGCACAAGAUUCAUUCCCGAAUUGUGAAAAACAUUGAAUUUUUCCAAAUGGGCCCAAAACCGCAGUACUUGUGUUUUAGCGUUGGUCUCGACAAUUACCUCAAGGUUCAUUUUAUCGAUAUUGAGAGCUUCGAAGUAUCCUUCCAAGAUGAGAGAAAAUUCCAAUCUGCAUGCACGUCGUUCCAGCUUGCCAAAAAUGUCGAGCAGCAACCGGUGCUGCUUUUCACUCAACAAGACCACUCCUUGCUCUAUGCAGUAGUGUGGCAUGAGGGAGCUCUCGUCGAAUAUUGCAAAUUGGCACUGAACAGCGCCAAGUUCAGUUCACACGCGUUCAACGUAUUGUCUUCGUGUCUCUUGGACCUCAAACCACCUACGGAUAACAGCUCCAAUGCUAGCAACCAUCAUUUAGUUACACUACAGGAAGGCUCCAUCGUGGCAAUAGCCACCUCGCAUACUCCUUACAUGCGACUCGUUCUGCUAGAGGUGCCCGAAAUUUCGAUUACUGACUUCCAAACUGGCUCAGGUACGAAGAUACACUACGAUAAGAUAAUUCGCAAUAUAGCGACCAGUGUACCACAGGAUUCUUUUUCACAGUCCAUAAUCAAAUCCUGUCACCGAUCCAGAGGGGUUCUGGUUGGUAGCGAUUCGGGAAUUUAUGCAAUCGAUGUAUCGAACUGUGACUCUUGGCCCCUGUUGAAAAACACGCAGAGGGUCAAGGCUCUCGACAGCUUACACGAUCGAAUAGCCGUUGGAUUCGCUGAUAGAACUAUCGAGCUUUUACAAUGGUAUCCGAGCACCUAA
This is a messenger RNA of Lachancea dasiensis, 1356 nucleotides long. The record is from the annotation of a GenBank genome assembly. Lineage: Eukaryota; Fungi; Ascomycota; Saccharomycetes; Saccharomycetales; Saccharomycetaceae.